This is a messenger RNA of Thamnophis elegans (Western terrestrial garter snake), 942 nucleotides long. RefSeq names its product olfactory receptor 9G4-like. Gene Ontology annotation, molecular function: olfactory receptor activity; odorant binding; G protein-coupled receptor activity. The transcript has a single exon. The record is from RefSeq and is a predicted model, not a curated record. Gene Ontology annotation, cellular component: membrane. NCBI's taxonomy places the organism in Eukaryota, Metazoa, Chordata, Lepidosauria, Squamata, Natricidae. Gene Ontology annotation, biological process: sensory perception of smell; G protein-coupled receptor signaling pathway. The coding region runs from base 1 to 942 and encodes 313 amino acids.
AUGGAACUUGAAGAUAAUCGCACAAUCCUUAGUGAUUUUGUGAUUGUUGGAUUUACAACAGAUCCAUUUCUACGCACAAUAUUCUUUGUGGUAUUCUUGACUUCAUACAUCCUAACAUUGACUGGGAAUUUAGGCCUUAUGACACUGAUCUACCUGGACUCCCGCUUGCACACACCCAUGUACUUCUUUGUGGGUAGCCUUUCUUUCCUGGAUGUCUGGUACUCCUCAGUCUACACUCCUCGGAUCUUGUAUGACUGUGUAUCCAAGAACAACCACAUUUCCUUAGCCGGUUGUGCAGCCCAGUUCUUUUUCUCUGCUGGAUUGGGCUGGAGUGAAUGCUUCCUACUGGCCUUCAUGGCCUAUGACCGCUUUGUGGCCAUCUGCAACCCACUCCUUUAUGCCAUUGCCAUGCCCAAGAAGCUGUGCAUCCAGCUGGUGGUAGGAGCCUACAUAGUUGGAUUUGCCAAUGCAAUUGUACAUACCGGUAACACUUUCCGUCUACGCUUCUGUGGUAGUAAUAUUAUCAACCACUAUUUUUGUGAUGAGCCACCACUUGUGAAGAUGUCUUGUGAUGAUACAAGAGAAUAUGAGCUCAUCUUGACUGCUGUCAUUUGUUUCAAUCUGCUGGCAGCCACUGCUGUCAUCAUGAAGUCCUAUGUUGGUAUUGUGGUAGCCAUUAUUCGCAUACGUUCGGCUGCAGGGAGACGCAAAGCUUUCUCCACUUGCUCAGCUCACCUGGUCUCUGUCUCUCUUUUCUAUGGCUCCAUGCUUAUCAUAUACUCCACCCCUAAGUCUUAUCACACUCCAAAUUGGGACAAGACAAAUGCAUUGUUCUACACGGUAGUCAACCCUCUGGUCAACCCUUUGAUUUACAGCUUACGGAACAAAGAUGUGAAGGCAGCCUUCAAGAAAGUCUGGGAGAAAUUCACAGCACACAAAUGA